AUAUAUAUUAUAUAUAUUUUUAUCUCUUAAAGAUAUAACUACUCCACACACAUGUAAUCAUGGCCUAUUUUCCAUUUCAUAACUAGAGGAGACAUUUUCUUCCAUUGCAAAUAUUUUAUUUUCUUGAAAAAAUGAAUGUCAAGGGAAUUUUAGAUGGUAACACAAAUUGGGCUGUUAAGGAUGAUAAUGAUGAUGUAACUGAUUUAAUUUCUAGUGGCUCUAUCACACAAGAUUCAAUGAAUAAUUCUAUGUGUUCAUCAUUUUCUUCAUCAGAGUUGGAUGAUGAUGAUCAAAAUCAAGAAGCAUCUUCUUCAACUUCAAGUUUAUCAUCUUCAUCAUCAAAUUCAAAUGGUCCUUUAUAUAAACUAUCAGAACUCAUGGAUCAUCUUCCUAUUAAGAGAGGAUUGUCUAUGUUUUAUGAAGGGAAGACACAAUCUUUUGGAUCUUUAGCUAGAGUGGAAAGCAUAGAAGAUCUUCCUAAGAAAGAAAGAGCAAAUUAUGGAAAUAAAGUGAAAUCAUGUAAAAGCUUUGGAUUGUGCACUCCAAAGGGAAGAAUAUCAAAGAAAUCUUCAAGAGGACCUUGUUGUGUACCUGUUGUAACUAGAAGAGGGAGUUUCCUUGGAGGGUCUAGAUCUUCUUUUGCUGUACAAAAAAACUUUUCAAAUUCAAUCUUGUAAGAGCUUUUUUUUUUUUUUUUAUGAAACAGCUUGUAAGAGCUUUUUGUUUCAUAUUUCAUGCACAAAAUGAGGAAAAUUUUGAAUCCUUAACCUUUUUAGUUUCUGAGAGAUAAAAUCUUUUGUUUUUUUGCUGAAA
This is a messenger RNA of Trifolium pratense (red clover), 813 nucleotides long. RefSeq lists its product as uncharacterized. NCBI's taxonomy places the organism in Eukaryota, Viridiplantae, Streptophyta, Magnoliopsida, Fabales, Fabaceae. The transcript has 2 exons. Bases 132 to 677 code for a protein of 181 amino acids. The record is from RefSeq and is a predicted model, not a curated record.